Messenger RNA from Arachis stenosperma, 1635 nucleotides. RefSeq lists its product as uncharacterized. The transcript is spliced from 6 exons. Bases 1 to 1635 code for a protein of 544 amino acids. The record is from RefSeq and is a predicted model, not a curated record. Gene Ontology annotation, molecular function: nucleic acid binding; zinc ion binding. NCBI's taxonomy places the organism in Eukaryota, Viridiplantae, Streptophyta, Magnoliopsida, Fabales, Fabaceae.
AUGAUAGAGCUGUAUGUUGAGUUUGCACAGCAGUUAGGGCUGGGCGCAGUCGGCGAGGAGGUCAAUGUUGAUGAGCUCGGGGAUAUAGAUUGGGAAGAAGAUAAUAAUGACAGUGAAGAGGAGUUCGAAGCCAACUAUGAAGUUGAUGACGAAAAUGAUGACGGAGACUUGGCAGGCAAUUCGACGGUGCAAAAUGAAGCAGAUGCGAUUUGUUUAUUUUAUUUGCCUUAUCUGACUGAUGGUGGUGCGCAUGUCGUAGGUGAAGGCAACGCUCCGGUAGAAGAUGGCGAGUUUAGUGUCGGAAUGGAAUUUGGUUCAAGUGAGUCGGUGAUAUCUGCAAUCAAAAGCUACACUAUCUCUAGAGGAGUUGAUUACACUGUGUAUGAGUCUGAGCCGCGGACAUUCUAUGGGAAAUGUAAGGAGUAUGGUGAAGGGUUCAACUACACGGUGAGUUACCGCAAGGCUUGGUUGGCAAAGCAGAAAGCUAUCGCAAAAGGUUUUGGUGAUUGGAAAGUUUCUUACCGAACUCUGCCAGUAUGGUUGAAAGCAGUGACUAUGAAGAUACCGAGGUCUCGUGUUCAAAUAAAAACGCUCCCCGUUUACCGUGAGAGUGAGGAGGUUCAAGGUGUUGAUGGCACACAUCUGUACGGAAAAUAUAAAGGUGCACUUCUGGUUGCGGUUGCACAAGAUGGAAACCAAAACAUUGUGCCUAUUGCAUUUGUGAUAGUCGAGGGCGAGACGGCAGACGCAUGGGAGUUUUUUCUAACCAAUUUGUGGAGAUAUGUUGUUACCGUUGAUGGUGUGGAUAUUAUUUCUGACUGCCAUACCUCCAUCGAUGCUGCAAUAGCUCGCAGUAAUGGUGUAUGGUCACCACUAAGAGCGUGGCACAUGUACUGCAUCAGACAUAUUGGGUCCAACUUCUUAAGGAGGUUCAAGGCUCCGUAUUUGCAUAAACUCGUGAGGCUUAAAGAGAGGGGUGAGGCGUAUACUCAAUGGUGCGAAGACAUCAGUGUUGAGAGAUGGGUGUUGGCAUUCGAUAGAGGUCAUCAUUGGGGACAUAUGAUGACAAACUUGGUAGAGUGCAUAAAUUCUGUCCUGAAGGCUGCACGCAACCUUCCUGUGACUGCCAUUGUUAGGUCUACUUUCUAUCGGAUGAAUGAAUUGUUUACUCAAAAGAUCGUCGAAGCUCAUGAGCGUGUCUGCAACGGAUUCACGUAUACAGAAUUUGCACGAAGAGAGUUGAAGAAAGCUUUCGACAUGCAGGAAACAUUGUUGUCAACCGGUUUGACAGGCGAAAUGAGAUGUUUGAGAUUCGCAAAAUGCAAGAUGCAUCUUGAUUGGCAAGUAUAUGUGCACGACGUGUACAAGAUGUCUGAAAUUUGCAAGGUGUACAGAGGCGAGUUUAUUCCGAUGGGUGACCCAUCUACGUGGGAUAUAUAUGAAGGAGCGAAGGUAAUCGCCAACUAUACAUUGAGGCGCGCGACAAAAGGAAGACUGAAGUCAACUCGCUACUUAAAUGAGAUGGAUUCGCGGGAUAUACGUGAUCAUCGCCGGUGUACUGUAUGUGGACGCAAGGGACAUAGCCGCAGCCGAUGUCCUCAUCGCGCAGGUCCAAGCACUGCUGGAGGUCAUUAG